This is a messenger RNA of Dimorphilus gyrociliatus, 1135 nucleotides long. NCBI's taxonomy places the organism in Eukaryota, Metazoa, Annelida, Polychaeta, Dinophilidae. The record is from the annotation of a GenBank genome assembly.
AUUUUGAUUAGAUAAAAAAUCCGAAAUCAUCAUGAAUGUCUUCCGUUCAAGUAGAUAACAUGGCGUUUAAAAAGAUACCAGCUAAGCAGAUUUCUUAUAAAUAUUGGCUUGUCAUUUACUUUGGUGCAGACUUGAACGAAAAAAGCUAUGUCAGAUAUUAGGAAACUUUUAAAAGAAGCUACUAUGGGCAGUCACGAGGAGGCGGAAAAGUCCUCUUUCAUGAUAGAUAUGCUUAAAGGCAGACUGACAAAAAAGCAAUAUGUCCUUUUUUUGGUUCAGUUGAGAUAUAUCUAUAAAGCUUUGGAAGAAGAAAGUGAGAAAUUGAGAGACUACGAAUUGCAUGCAAGUGUGUAUUUCCCGUCCGAAUUAUACAGAUUCCAGAAUAUAAGUGCCGAUUUAAACUAUCUUGAUCCCAAAUGGAGCAGCUACGAAAUCUUAAAAUCAACUAAAAAAUACGCUGAAAGGAUUCACGAAGUCGGCAUUCGGAAGUCUGCUAGGUUUCUGUCUCAUACCUACGUUCGUUAUAUGGGGGAUGUAUCAGGUGGACAAAUGAUCAGAUAUAAACUAAGAAAGGCCUAUCAACUUCCUGAGAAUGGAGACGGUUUAAAAUUUUACGACUUUGAGAAUAUUAAUAAUAUAAAAAAUUUUAAAAGUUUAUACUUCUCAAGAUUGAAUGAAGUUGUUCAAAAUGAAGAGGCAAUUAAAGAGAUUUUGGACGAAGCCAGAUUAGCGUUUAAAAUGAAUAUUAAUCUUUUUAACGAAUUAUCUAAAGUUGUUUGCUAGAACAUUCUUUCAUGUCUUUACACUAAUAACUUUAUAUACAGUUCGAAUAACAUGCUUUAUAUAGCUUAUACCUAUAAAUAGAUUGAUGCUUUUAGUUGUUGUUGUUUUUGGUAGAAAAAGAAGAAUAGUCAACAAAAAUAAUAUUACACCGUGUACUUUCUAUCAAGAUAUAUUUCUUUCUUCAAUUAUUACUAUAAGGCUUUCUAGCUUCUUUCUAUCGAAAAUUCAGGCCUAUAAAAACGUAAUUCCGAUUUAUUUGACUGUAAUUGAAAAAGUUGAUAGACUAUAUACUGGAAAAAAGGAAUUUAUAGAUUUUUAUAGCUAAAGGUAACGUCUAUUAGAAAAAAGGAAA